Morus notabilis is the source of this 1850-nucleotide messenger RNA. Its product is annotated as L-ascorbate oxidase. The record is from RefSeq and is a predicted model, not a curated record. The coding region runs from base 74 to 1801 and encodes 575 amino acids. Lineage: Eukaryota; Viridiplantae; Streptophyta; Magnoliopsida; Rosales; Moraceae. Gene Ontology annotation, molecular function: oxidoreductase activity; copper ion binding. Gene Ontology annotation, cellular component: extracellular region. The transcript is spliced from 5 exons.
AGCAACUUCUGAUCUUAUUAUAUUCCAAUUCAUGCUAUCAUAUAAUUAUUGAAAGAAAGAGAUCAUUAGAGAAAUGUUUUUAAAAUCACUUCUUCUCGUGGGCUUCUCUUUACUUGUGGCUUUCGUUGUUAAUGUUCCGACGGUGGAAGCAAGGAUUCGCCAUUACAAAUGGGAGGCGAAGUACGAGUACAGGUCUCCUGAUUGCUUUAAGAAACUUGUCAUCACCGUUAAUGGAAGAAGUCCGGGCCCCACAAUAUUGGCACAAAAGGGCGACACAAUCGUCGUUGAGCUCAAGAACAGUUUGGACACCGAAAAUGUUGCAAUUCACUGGCACGGGAUAAGACAGAUUGAUACACCUUGGUUUGAUGGAACAGAGGGGGUAACUCAAUGCCCAAUAUUGCCUGGAGAAACCUUCAAAUAUCAGUUCAUCGUUGAUAGGCCCGGGACAUAUCUAUACCAUGCCCAUUAUGGGAUGCAAAGAGAAGCAGGUCUGUAUGGUUCUAUUCGAGUGGCACUUCCUGAUGGAGAGUCGGAGCCAUUCGCUUAUGACUAUGAUAGAAGCAUAAUCCUCAAUGAUUGGUACCACAGCACAGCUUAUGAACAAGCCUCUGGCUUGUCCUCCUCAAACUUUUCUUGGGUUGGUGAGCCUCAGUCACUGCUGAUACAAGGAAGAGGGAAAUUCAACUGCUCUAGUUUGACUUUUGCAAGCUCAGACUCUAAUGGUGUCUGUAUUCCAUCAAAUCCAGAGUGCUCUCCAUACGUGUUGACUGUAAUCCCAGGAAAGACAUAUCGAUUAAGAGUCGCCAGCUUAACUGGUCUAUCUGCCCUUAGCUUCCAAGUAGAGGGUCAUAACAUGACAGUGGUAGAAGCAGAUGGACACUACGUGGAGCCAUUUGUGGUAAAAAGCCUUUUCAUUUACUCCGGCGAGACAUACUCAGUCCUAAUAAAAGCCGAUCAAAACCCUUCAAGAAACUACUGGAUCCAAACAAACGUAGUAAGCCGGAAGCCAAAAACGACACCCGGCUUAGCCAUCUUCAACUACUACCCGAACCAUCCCCGGAGGUCCCCUCCGACGUCCCCGCCGGUGGGGCCCCUUUGGGACGACGUCGCUCCCCGGCUGGCCCAAAGCCUCUCCAUCAAGGCCCGCCAAGGCCACGGCCGAGCCCCUCCUGCGACCUCCGACCGUGUCAUCGUCCUCUUGAACACGCAAAACGAGGUCAACGGGUACCGGCGGUGGUCGGUAAACAACGUGUCGUUUGAUCACCCUCACACGCCUUACCUCAUUGCCCUCAAGCAUAACUUGACCAAGGAAUUUGACCAAACCCCACCUCCGGACGGAUACGAUUUCAAGAACUAUGACAUUUAUGUGAAGCAAAACAAUAGCAAUGCAACCACCAGUAGUGGAAUCUAUAGGCUGAAGUUCAAUACGACAGUGGAUGUUAUACUACAAAAUGCGAACACCAUGAAUGUGAACGACAGUGAGACACAUCCGUGGCAUCUUCAUGGGCACGAUUUUUGGGUGCUUGGUCAUGGGAGUGGGAAAUUCGACAUAUCCAAGGACCCGAAAAACUACAACUUGGCGAAUCCGAUAGAGAAGAACACUGUGCCUGUACAUCGUUAUGGUUGGACGGCUUUGAGGUUUGUGGCCGAUAACCCCGGAGCUUGGGCUUUCCAUUGUCAUAUUGAGUCACAUUUCUAUAUGGGAAUGGGGGUUGUGUUUGAGGAAGGGAUUGAGAGGGUUGGAAAGCUGCCUACUUCUAUAAUGGGGUGUGGUGCAAGUAAGGGAUUGAGAUUGCCAUGAUCAUAAUUAUAAUUAGGCCAUGUUGGUGAAUAUCAAAAAUUAUUUGUUA